AGCGAUGUGACUGGCUGACGACAGGUUGACGACUGGCCUAAUUUCGCCUUCCGCUCCGCUGGCGAUACCAUACCUCCUCACAAGCUCGCAGCUUCACUGUCUGCAGUCUUGGAUCUUGACACCACCGCAGCCAGCCAGCCAGCCAUCCCCCCUCGACCGCAAUCAUGGCCGCCAACUUUAUCAACGGUCUCUUUGGAGGCUCCAAAUCGUCCUCUGCAUCCGCAGUUCCUAGCGGAGACGCCGAUUUCGCAGACUUCGCCGGUGCUCCUGAUCCGUCGCCUACGCCUAGCGCUUUCACUGCUGCCCCCGGCGGCGCGACUCUUGGCGGCGGCGCGCCCCAGGCCACGGCCGUUCCCUACACGAAGUGGUACAACGUCCACGAGCGUCACUCGCUCAGCGAGUUCAAGCUCGAGGGUGCCAUUCUCGCCAUUAGCGCUGUCAUCUUCCUUCUGCACAUCAUCGGCGCGCGUCUCAAUCGCAAGAAGGCCACGGCCUGGGCCGUUGCUCACGCGCCGACGCUCAAGUCCGAGUUCGCCUCGGUCGGCUUCUCCCCGCGUUCGACCACCGACACCGACCCCAAGGAUGCCGGCGGCGUGCUGCGCGAGAAAUCGCUCUUCGAGUUCGCCAGCUACGCCACCGGUCGCCAGAAUGUUGCGUUCGUCGACGUCAAGCUGACGCUUACCAAGCGCUUCAACCCGGCCUUGAGAAUCGUCGAGACCGUCUCCAGCUUCUUCAUGGACACCAUCGAGGCCCCCCACGACUCCGUCGAGGCUACCAUCUACCCCUUUGACGGCAAGGAAAACCUCACUGUUCCCUCCAUCCCCGGUACCCACGAGCUGCGCAGCAAGGAUAACAAGAGCACCUACGAUAACUUUGUCUGGGCCAUCGUCUCCAAGGACCGCAUGAAGCAGGUUCGCGACGACCGUUACGACGUCUCCAUCACCUUCACCAAGGACCACGCCAAGCUCCCCAACUGGGUCACUGUCAUGAGCGAGAGUGCCGAGAUCACGGAGCAGCUGUUGACGCCCGAGCUCAUCAAGGCCGUCGAGUCUGCCGGCGAUGCCUUUGACUACCUCAUUGUUACCGACCAGCCCAUUGACCGCCCCACUACCCUGGAGGAGACCACCCCUCGCAAGCGCAUCUACCUUCGCUACCGCAUCCCCUCCAGCAACAACUACGACGCCCUGCUGCCCAUCUUUGAGUACUUCGUCCGCGCGCCUGACGCUCUCGUUUCCGGCGCCCACUUCCGCCCCGAGGUCCUGCGCAAGGUGCGCAGCGUGCGCGAGGAGACCAUUGCCCAGCUCAAGAAGGCGGCCGACGCCGAGAAGGCCGAGGAGCGUGCGCUCGAGCGUGAGAAGCAGAAGAAGGCUAAGCGCGACGCCGAGUUGAGCGCUCUCGACGCUAAGGCGCAGAAGAAGUACCUCGAGAGGGAGCGCGAGCGCGACCUGAAGAAGAGCAUGAAGAAGCAGACCAUGCGCGGUUAGAGUAGUGGCGGCGGUCGUAAUUCCUGAAAAGUAAUUUCAUCUCGGUAUCAUUCUAACCGAGGCAAAAAGGGAGUGAGGGGGCAGCGUUGUGUAUGGUUCGAGGGGGUCACGCGGAGUCCGCGGUGUCAAUACUACAAUAUGCUUGCUUGGGCUGAGAUGUAUACAUGUACUAUCACGAAGGGCGGCGCGGGAAAUCAAAUAGUGUUAUCCUGUGCCAGUCAAAAAGACUUAAUAAGCCGCCAUCUCCAUGCCUGUUUCCCACCCCCAUCGUGCGUGUGCUGCAGGUUUGUUCCGACAGCCCACUUCACUCACUUGUCCGACGCCAGAAUGCCCUCGACCCGCUUCACCUUGUCUUCGGCCGUCUGCUUCUUGUCCGUCCUGCGCAGUCCAUCAUCAGCCCCGAUGCAUUCCCGCAUGCGCACUCACUGCUACUUCAGAUAGACAAACCUCGAACCGACGCGCAUCGACGACUGGAUCCUGACGACGCCGCUCUGGUGGACCAGGGAGUGCGCCUGGCCGAUGACGCGGAAGACGUCAUCCCAGCUUCCCUCUGGGUGGGUGGGAAGAGACAUUUCGUCAGCUUUGUUCACACACAAAACACACAUACGCACACACAGACACAGACACACACACACACACACACUCUCUCUCUCUCUCUCUGUGUGUAUGUAUCUCGGAAACCCCGCCCACUUCAUUCAGUAUAGGACAACAGCGAACUCACCGACGGUCGUACCGGCCGAGUGCAUCGUGUACUUGAGCCCGCUCGCCUUCAGCAGGCGCUGAACCUGGGCGACCUCGUUGGCGACGGAGACGCUGCCCGUCCCGACGGGGAUCAGGCAGAAGUCGCAGUACGCCGUCUCGGGCGUAGGGAUCUUGGAGUAGUCCUCGGUCGACAUCGUGGGCUGACUUUGGGUGGUAAGUGCUGGGUGUGGUCGGUUAGACUAGAUUAGAUUGGCAACUAGCUGUCAAGAGGAGUUGGAGACCAAAGAUGGCUGAGACUUGCUACUGUCGAAAACAAUGAGAAGAGGAAGAAAAAAAAUGAGUGAGGUAGAGAAAGCGGGAGGGAUAUCUGAGAUUGCUCGUGAUUUGUUGGAUUAGAAACUCCUCUUUCCGUGUCCCCUCCACGGCGAUGAGGUAAAGCCGCGCAGCUCACACGAAGUGUCGUUGACUCGGGAGGGCAGGAGCGGGCAAGCUUUCAUUCCCAAUCG
Messenger RNA from Colletotrichum destructivum, 2692 nucleotides. Its product is annotated as Putative PAT complex subunit CCDC47 protein. Gene Ontology annotation, biological process: endoplasmic reticulum calcium ion homeostasis. Gene Ontology annotation, cellular component: endoplasmic reticulum. Gene Ontology annotation, molecular function: calcium ion binding. NCBI's taxonomy places the organism in Eukaryota, Fungi, Ascomycota, Sordariomycetes, Glomerellales, Glomerellaceae. The record is from RefSeq and is a predicted model, not a curated record. The transcript is spliced from 3 exons. Bases 165 to 1484 code for a protein of 439 amino acids.